Messenger RNA from Prunus avium (sweet cherry), 802 nucleotides. Its product is annotated as AP-1 complex subunit sigma-1. Lineage: Eukaryota; Viridiplantae; Streptophyta; Magnoliopsida; Rosales; Rosaceae. Gene Ontology annotation, biological process: vesicle-mediated transport; intracellular protein transport. Gene Ontology annotation, cellular component: AP-1 adaptor complex; membrane coat. The record is from RefSeq and is a predicted model, not a curated record. Gene Ontology annotation, molecular function: clathrin-cargo adaptor activity.
AAUCAUAGUUUUCAGUCCGAUAUAAAUCGCGGCACGGAUUUAAGCUUAGCUUAGCUGGGUGGGUGAAGCUUCGAGCUUUGAAGAGUAAAAGUACUCGAUCGCCAGAAAGAACGCAGCCAUGAUUCAAUUUGUGCUUCUUAUAAGCAGGCAAGGAAAAGUCAGGUUGACAAAAUGGUAUUCGCCUUAUACCCAAAAGGAAAGAACUAAGGUCCUUCGCGAGCUCAGCGGAGUAAUUCUUGCACGAGGUCCCAAGCUCUGUAAUUUUGUGGAUUGGAGAGGAUACAAAGUUGUUUAUAAAAGAUAUGCUAGUCUAUAUUUCUGUAUGUGUAUUGAUCAAGAAGAUAACGAAUUAGAGGUCCUUGAAAUGAUUCAUCAUUAUGUUGAGAUUCUCGACCGAUACUUUGGCAGUGUCUGUGAAUUGGAUCUGAUCUUUAACUUCCACAAGGCCUACUAUAUACUGGAUGAAAUUUUGAUCGCUGGUGAACUUCAAGAGUCAAGCAAGAAAACAGUUGCACGGUUGAUAGCUGCACAGGAUUCUUUGGUGGAGACUGCAAAGGAGCAGGCUAGUUCAAUAAGCAAUAUAAUUGCGCAGGCCACGAAAUAGUGAACGACAUACAUAUGGUCACCUGUUGUAUUAAUAUACACCGAAGUGCGUCUGUACCAAAAUGAUUAUUUUUAUUUUGGAUUAUUUUUUGAAAAAUAACUGAUGUGCCUUUCUUCUUUUAGUUGUGUAUGUCUUCAAAAGGAUUGUAGACAGGGUUGCUCUCCGGGUUUGCCUUUAAUUAUAUGUCUUGUGCGGCUA